This is a messenger RNA of Rhododendron vialii, 645 nucleotides long. Its product is annotated as basic blue protein-like. Bases 125 to 511 code for a protein of 128 amino acids. The record is from RefSeq and is a predicted model, not a curated record. The transcript has 2 exons. NCBI's taxonomy places the organism in Eukaryota, Viridiplantae, Streptophyta, Magnoliopsida, Ericales, Ericaceae. Gene Ontology annotation, molecular function: electron transfer activity. Gene Ontology annotation, cellular component: plasma membrane.
GGGAAAGCCAACCACCACGGCUCACCCUCAGCUCAUAAGAGACUCUAUAAAAGCAACCACCACCUCAUUCCAUGUAUACCCUGUCAACUACUUAGCUAGCUGCUUCUUUUAACACCUUUGUAUCAUGGCAUUGAAGUCUUAUCACCAGGGAAGAUGCAGUGCAGUGGCUUUAGCCGCUGCUCUCCUUGUAUCCCUGAUCUUGGUCGAAACAGUUCACGCUGCUACUUACACCGUCGGUGACUCUUCCGGUUGGGAUUUUAGCAUGGGAAACUGGGUGAAGGGGAAGAAAUUCAAAGCAGGGGAUGUACUUGUUUUCAACUAUGAUCCCUCUGUUCACAACGUGGCGGUGGUUGAUGCAAAAGGGUACAAGAGCUGCACAGCAACUUCAACCUCCACAGCUUACAACAGUGGGAAAGACAAGGUCAAGUUGUCCAAAGGCCGCCAGUUCUUCAUCUGCACCAUUCCGGGCCAUUGCGACGGCGGCUUGAAGAUUGCAGUCAAUGCUUCCUAGAUACCAAAACUCUCUCUCUAUCUCUCUCUCAUCCUUGAUCUGCAUGAUUUGUACUGCUUUGGUUAUCUUGUGUUCUGUACUCUCUAUGUCGAUGUUGGAAUAAGCAAUGAUCGAUGCCGGUGAUGAGAGGGAAA